AUGACUUCCUCACCUCGCCCUCCUGCAACCGCAACCAUCUCGCACCCAGCACUCGACCUCUUAAGCCGCGCCCACUCACCCGACACCGCAGCCCGCAUCUUCACGGACAAAGUCAAGAACAAACCACUCCUGUUACAACCCGCAGCAGCAUCGGACCAAAGGGCAUUGCGACGGCACAUCCGGCUUCGAAAGAAAGAGUACUACCUGAGAAAACGCAAGCCGCGACCACUCAGCGCAAAGGAGAAGCGACAACUGGGCGUCUUCAAGCUCAAGAAAGAGGAGAUCAAGUAUGACGUCUACAAGGGCUUGCAUGAGAUGUGGAGGGGAUACAUGCUCGAGGUGCUGGGCUACAUGCGAGACGGGGAGGUGGUGGAAAGCGGAGGGCCGCAGGAGGUGACGGCACAAUCCCAUGGUGGUCUCCUCGCGAGUGCAGAUUUCCACGGAGCCGAGGUCGAAGUGGUGAGGGCCACGGAUGUCGGCAAGGUCGGCAUCAAGGGCAUUGUGGUUAGAGAUACGAAGUUCACGUUUGUGGUUGUCACGCCCAAGGAUGAGGUCAAGACCCUACCGAAGAAGGAUACAGUCUUUCGCUAUAAGAUUCCCUUACCACACCGCAAGGACGACCAGAAUAGCAGGGAGCUGGUGCUGGAGUUACACGGCAACCAGUUUGAGCUCAGACCUACCGACAGGGCGAAUCGGAAGUUCAAGUGGAGAUCUAUGGACUAUCUAUGA
Messenger RNA from Exophiala aquamarina CBS 119918, 729 nucleotides. RefSeq lists its product as uncharacterized. Lineage: Eukaryota; Fungi; Ascomycota; Eurotiomycetes; Chaetothyriales; Herpotrichiellaceae. The transcript has a single exon. Gene Ontology annotation, cellular component: ribonuclease MRP complex; ribonuclease P complex. Gene Ontology annotation, biological process: rRNA processing; tRNA 5'-leader removal. Gene Ontology annotation, molecular function: ribonuclease P RNA binding. The record is from RefSeq and is a predicted model, not a curated record. Bases 1 to 729 code for a protein of 242 amino acids.